Prunus armeniaca (apricot) is the source of this 1227-nucleotide messenger RNA. Lineage: Eukaryota; Viridiplantae; Streptophyta; Magnoliopsida; Rosales; Rosaceae. The record is from the annotation of a GenBank genome assembly.
AUGACUUUCAACAAGUAUAUGUGGCUCGUUCUCUCGGCUGUUUCUUUUAUACUUACAAUUCCUCAUGCAGCUGCUUAUGACCCACUGGAUCCGAAUGGGAACAUUACAUUGAAAUGGGAUGUCAUAUCCUGGACUUCCGAUGGUUAUGUGGCAGUAGUGACAAUGAACAACUUUCAAAUGUACCGGCACAUCAUGAGCCCUGGCUGGACCUUAGGAUGGGUAUGGGCAAAGAAAGAGGUAAUCUGGUCCAUGGUUGGAGCACAAGCCGUUGACCAAGGAGACUGUACCAAGUUUAAAGGAAACAUACCACAUUGUUGUAAGAAAAAUCCUACAGUUGUUGACUUGCUCCCUGGUGUCCCCUACAACCAACAGAUUGCCAAUUGCUGCAAAGCUGGUGUUGUGGCAUCAUGGGGUCAAGACCCUUCAGCUGCUGUCUCUUCCUUCCAGCUGAGUGUUGGGCGCUCUGGAACUUCCAACAAAACCGUCAGACUACCAAAGAAUUUCACUUUGCUUGGUCCAGGACCAGGCUACACUUGCAGCCAAGCAAAGAUUGUGCGAUCUACAGUUUUCAACUCACCUGAUGGUCGUCGAAAAACUCAAGCGCUGAUGACUUGGAAUGUGAUAUGUACUUACUCACAGUUGCUGGCGUCUCGCUACCCAACCUGUUGUGUCUCUAUGUCAUCAUUUUACAACUCUACAAUCACUCCUUGUCCAACUUGUGCCUGUGGUUGCCGAGACAAAAAGAAAUGUAUUGUGAGUGAUUCAAAGUUGUCAAGUGUUGUGGGAAUACACACACCAACAAAGGAUAACACCCCGCUGCUUCAGUGCACACAACAUAUGUGCCCAAUUCGGUGGACUCUUGUGGUUGAACAUCCAAAUCUCAACCAUAUUACAGAAGUUUUUAGCUUUGUCUACAAGCCCCUGACCCCAUAUCAAUCCAAGAAUGACACUGGUUUGUUUUACGGCAUAAAAUUCUACAACGAUCUCCUAAAAGAAGCUGGGCCAGAGGGAAAUGUACAAUCAGAGUUGAUUCUUGAGAAGAAUGCAAACACAUUCACAUUCAAGGAGGGUUGGGGUUUCCCUCGUAAGGUCUAUUUCAAUGGGGAUGAAUGCAUGAUGCCCCAACCUGAUGAAUUCCCACGUCUACCAAAUGCUGCCCAUACAAAUCUAAUUACAGUACCAAAAUUGGCUCUCUUUUGGCUUCUGAUGUUUCUGGCUCUUCCCUGA